GCGAGGAAGGGAGUUUAUAAACAGAGUAUCGAUUUUAGCCAUUUUGAUCAUUAACAGGAUCUGGUUUUUACACUUUAGUCUUGAAGCGGGCAUUAUUUUUAGAAGAAGCUAGUUUUUCAUCAUUAUUGAUAAGACCGAUCAACAAAAGCGCUUCACAAUGCCUUUAACAUCGGUCUAAACGAGGAAACUAAGUAUAAGGCAGGUCUAAAACAGGUAUUGAUCAGGUCAUAAAUAGGGGAAUCGCCGAUUUUGUGUCAUAGAUAAGGUAAGGGUUUUGGGAAGCGGGCCGCAAACCCCGACCCAAUUGUUCUCGAAUUCUCACCCCCGUCCCCGCCCCCGGGAUAUUUCUGCAAUGUUUGCUCCCUAACGAUCCCAGAGUUCUUUGCGCAUAACACGGGUAUUCGAUUACUGAUUCAUUCUGAUUGGUCGAGAAAUCUGAACAGUAAGGCGCGGCUGAUAAGCGAGGUAAACAUGGCGGAUGGUUUGCUCCCAGGAGUGAAGUUUUCGAAUAUUUAGUCAUCGCCUCAGUCAAGUGUGGGAUUUUCCAAACACUGAGAAUUAGGGAAAUGACUAGCAAGGCUUUUGGACCAAAUUCGUUUUUCAAGUUAUGGUUUAACUUCUCAAGGCAUUUCAAGCAGUGGUUUCAUAGAGUGCCGGACAACUUGCGUCAGAUCAGAUGGCGCGCGGGAGAGCCGAGGAGCUCUGUAACAGUCUGGAUCUCUUGACGAUAGGCUCAUAUAAGCUUAAAUUACUCAUGAAUUUACCAACGAUCACGACAAGGUCUCCAGUCAUGAGAAAAUGUUGGAGGGUAAGGUGCCUCAAGGCAUCAAGGGGUCGCUUGGCUUGUUAUCCAUCAGCAUGGACAUAAGAGAUGCUCGCCGAAUGCUCCUCCAAACUAUGGAAAUCCUGGCUGAGCCAGACAAUCCAGCACGUGAUCUGCUGACAUCAGCACUUAAAGUGCUUGACAAGGCUCAACAUACCAUCAACGAAGAGGUUUCCUCAGUGGCUGUCCAAGAGCCAAGUGAUACUCUGGGGUGUGAGGGUAUGGUCACUGAGUCUCCAUGUGAUGCUGUGGCUACACAGGAAACACCUAGUGUUGAAGACGUUGUGGUCACUGAGGAUCCAUGUGAUGUUGUGAUGUCACCUACCCAUGAAGGCGGUGUGGUCACUGACUCUCCAUGUGAUGCUGUGGCUACACAGGAAACACCUAACAUUGUAGACAUUGUGGUUACCAAGUCUCAAUGCGAUGUCGUGGCUAGACAGGAAACACCUGCUGUUGAAGGCAGUGUGGUCACUGAGUCUCUAUGUGAUGCUCUGGCUACACAGGAAACACCUAACGUUUUAGACAUUGUGGUCACCAAGUCUCAAUCUGAUGUCGUGGUUACACAGGAAACACCUACCGUUGAAAGCGGUGUUGUCACGGAGUCUCCAUGUGAUGUCGUGAUGUCACCUAAUAUUGAAGACUGUGUGGUCACUGAGUCUCCAUUUGAUGCUGUGGCUACACAGGAAACAGCUCCCCUUGAAGACUUUGUGGUCAGUGAGUCUCUAUAUGAUAUCAUCCCUCUACAGGAAACACCCAAUGUUGAAGACGGUGUCAUCACCAAGUCUCUAUAUGAUACUGUGGCUACACAGGAAACACCCAACAUUGAUGACGGUGUGGUCAUUCAGUCUCUAUGUGAUGCUGUGGCUACACAGGAAACACCCAACGUUGAAGACAGUGUGGUCACCAAGUCUCUAUGUGAUGCUGUGGCUGCACAGGAAACACCCAAUGUUGAAGACGGUAUGGUCACUGAGUCUCUAUGUGUUGCUGUGGCUAGACAGGAAACACCCAACGUUGAAGAUGGUGUGGUCACUGAUUCUCUAUGUAAAGCGGUGGCUACACAGGAAGCACCCAACGUUAAAGAAGGUGUGGUCACCGAGUCUCUAUACGAUGCUGUGGCUACACAAGAAACACCCAACGUUGAAGACGGUGUGGUCACUGCGUCUCUAUGUGAUGCUGUGGCUACACAGGAAACACCUAACAUUGAAGACCUCGUGGUUAUCGAGUCUCAAUGUGAUAUCCUGGCCACUCAGGAAACACCUAAUGUUGAAUGUAUUGAAGACAGUGUAGUCACCGAGCCUCUAUGUGAUGCUGUGGCUGCACAGGAAACACCCAACGUUGAAGACAGUGUGGUGACUGAGUCUCUAUGUAAUGCCGUGGCUACACAAGAAGCACCCAACGUUGAAGACAGUGUGGUCACUGAGUCUCUAUGUGAUACUGUGGCUACACAGAAAACACCCAACGUCGAAGAUGGUGUGGUCGCUGAGUCUCUAUGUGAUGCUGUGGCUACACAGGAAGCACCCAACGUUGAAGACGGUGUGGUCACUGAGUCUCUAUGUGAGGCUGUGGCUACACAAGAAACACCUAAUGUUGAAGACAGUGUGGUCACUGAGUCUCUAUAUGAUGCUGUGGCUACACAGGAAACACCUAAUGUUGAAGAGAGUGUGUUCACUGAGUCUCUAUGUCAUGCUAUGGCUACAGAGGAAACACGUAAUGUUGGAGACGGUUUGGUCACAGAGUCUCUAUGUCAUGCUGUGGCUACACAGGCAACACCCAACAUUGAAGACGGUGUGGUCACUGAGUCUCUGUGUCAUGCUCUGGCUACACAGGAAACAUGCAACGUUGAAGACGGUGUGGUCACUGAGUCUCUAUGUAAUGCUGUGGCUACACAGGAAACACCCGACGUUGAAGACAGUGUGGUCACUGAGUCUCUAUGUCAUGCUUUGGCUACACAGGAAACACCUAAUGAAACACCCAACGUUAAAGACGGUGUGGUCACUGAGUCUCUAUGUGAUGCUCUGGCUACACAGGAAACACUCAACGUUGAAGACGGUGUGGUCAGUGAGUCUCUAUGUAAUGCUGUUGCUACACAGGAAACACCCAACGUCGAAAAUGGUGUGGUCACCCAGUCUCUGUGUGAUGCUGUGGCUACACAGGAAACACCAAACGUUGAAGACGGUGUGGAAACACCCAAUGUCGAAGACGGUGUGGUCAUUGAGUCUCUAUGUGAUGGUGUGGCUACAGAGGAAAAAUCCAACGUUGAAGAUGGUGUGGUCACUGGGUCUCUAUAUGAUGCUUUGGCGACACAGGAAACACCCAACGUUGAAGACGGUGAGGUCACUGAGUCUCUAUAUGAUGCUGUGGCUACACAGGAAACAUCCAGCGUUGAAGACGGUGUGGAAACACCUAAUGUUGAAGACGGUGUGGUCACUGAGUCUCUGCGUCAUGCUGUGGCUACACAGGAAACACCCAACAUUGAAGACGGUGUGGUCACUGAGUCUCUAUAUGAUGCUGUAGCUACACAGGAAACACCUAAUGUUGAAGACGGUGUUGUCACUGAGUCUCCGUGUCAUGCUGUGGCUACACAGGAAACACUCAAGGUUGAAGACUUUGUUGUCACUGAGUCUCUCUCUGAUUUCCUGGCUACACAGGAGACACCCAAUGUUGAAAACGGUGCGGUCAGCGAGUCUCUGUGGGAUGUCGUGGCUACCCAAGAAACACCUAGCGUUUUAGACGUUGCGGUAACCGAGUCUCUCUGUGAUGUCGUGGCUGCACAGGAAACACCUAAGUUUGAAGACGGUGUGGUUACUGAGUCUCUAUGUGAUGCUCUGGCUACACAGGAAACACCUAACAUUGGAGACGUUGUGCUCACCGAGUCUCAGUGUGAUGUCGUGGCUAGACAGGAAUCAACUGACGUAGACGAUGCGGUCACCAAGUCUCAAUGUGACAUCGUGGCUACACAGGAAACACCUAAUGUUGACGGCAGUGUGGUCACUGAGUCUCAAUGUGAUGUCGUGGGUACACAGGAAACACCUAGUAUUGAAGGCAGUGUGGUCACUGAGUCACUAUGUGAUGCUGUGGCUACACAGGAAACACCUAACGUUGAAGGGAGUUUGGUCACCGAUUCUCAAUGUGAUGUUGUGGGUACACAGGAAACACCUACUGUUGAAGGUGUGGUGGUCACUGAGUCUCCAUGUGAUGUCGUGGCUACACAGGAAACACUCAAUGUUGAAGGUGAUGUUGUCACUGGGUCUCUAUGUGAUGCUGUGGCUACACAGGAAACACCCAACGUUGAAGACGGCGUGGUCACUGAGUCUCUAUGUAAUGCUGUAGCUACACAGGAAACAGCCAACGUUGAACACUGUGUGGUCACUGAGUCUCUAUGUGAUGCUGUUGCUACACAGGAAACACCCAACGUCGAAGAUGGUGUGGUCGCCGAGUCUCUAUGUGAUGCUGUGGCUACACAGGAAACACCCAACGUUGAAGACGGUGUGGUCACUGAGUCUCUAUGUGAUGGUGUGGCUAAACAGGAAACACCCAACGUUGAAGACGGUGUGGUCACUGAGUCUCUAUAUGAUGCUGUGGCUACACAGGAAACACCCAACGUUGAAGACGGUGUGGUCACUGAGUCUCUAUGUGAUGGUGUGGCUAAACAGGAAACACCCAACGUCGAAGACGGUGUGGUCACUGAGUCUCUAUAUGAUGCUGUGGCUACACAGGAAACACCCAAUGUUAAAGACGGUGUGGUCACUGAAUCUCUAUGUAAUGCUGUAGCUACACAGGAAACACCCAACGUUGAAGACGGUGUGGUCACUGAGUCUCUAUAUGAUGCUGUGGCUACACAGGAAACACCCAACGUCGAAGAUGGUGUGGUCGCCGAGUCUCUAUGUGAUGGUGUGACUACACAGGAAACACCCAACGUUGAAGACGGUGUGGUCACUGAGUCUCUAUGUGAUGGUGUGGCUAAACAGGAAACACCCAACGUCGAAGACGGUGUGGUCACUGAGUCUCUAUAUGAUGCUGUGGCUACACAGGAAACACCCAACGUUGAAGACGGUGUGGUCACUGAGUCUCUAUAUGAUGGUGUGGCUACACAGGAAACACGCAACGUUGAAGACGGUGUGGUCACUGAGGCUCUAUGUGAUGCUGUCGCGGCGACACAGGGAACAUCUUCAAUCGAAGGCGAUGUGGUCACUGGGUCUCUAAGUGAUGUCUUGGCUACACAGGAAACACCUAACAGUGAAGACGGGGUGGUCAUUGAGUUGCCAUGUGAUGGAACGAACAUCAAGGGAAGUGAGAUCAAUGCAUCCAUCCAUGAUGUCAGUGCAGCGUCAGCAGUGAAAUCUUCUGAGGUGGAAGGAAGCUUCUCCAAUACAAGCUUAAGAUCAAGGAAACGAAGGAGCAGCUCUGACAACUCCACCGAGUCUUGUGCACACCGCAGCAGGAACUGCUCUGAAAUCUGGGAGCCCCUGAGAAAAUCAAGACGGUUGUCGGAGAACACCGCUAACCUUUGUCAGAUUGACACUUCAGAACCUGAUGAGGUCAAUGUCACAGACAAAACAAUGGAGUCCUCUGAGGAGAAUGUGACUCUGUCUGUGGAAAAACGUCCCUCACUGGAUCUGUGUGGGUUAACUGAAGGAUUAGCUGGAGAAGAAACAACAGCCAUGAAUGUGAGUGAGAUCAAUACAUCCACAUGCAACGUCACUGCAGCCCAAGAACUUGCAACGGUAGAGGAAAUGUCCUCUGAGGACAAUGGGACUGUGCCUAUGAAAAAGCGUUCCUAUCUGGAUCUGCGUGAGUUAACUAGAGGAGUAGACAUAGAGGACACAACUGUCAUUGAUGCAACUGAGAUCACUACAUCCACAGGCAGCGUCACUGCAGCUUCAGAACUUGCAACGGCAGAGGAAAAGUCCUCUGGGAUUAACAUCACUCUGCCUUUGGAGAAGUGCUCCGCUCUGGAUGUAGACGAGGCAAGUGAAGUCUUGUGUACACAGGAAUCAGGGAACGUUUAUGAAGGUGAGAUCACGGCAUCCAGCCACAGUGCCAUUACAGGCCAAGACCUUUUUAUUACCGCGGACGAGUACUUUGAGGGUAAUGUCACUCUGUCUAUGGAAAAGGUUUUCUUAGUGAAUGAAGCUGACCAUGCUGAAGCCAUUGCAACGGACGAAACAACCAGCAAGGAUGAGAUUGAGAUCGCUGCAUCGAUAAAUGAUGUCAGUGCAGCUCCACAAGUUUUCUUUGGAGUUGACGGGUCUGCUGAAGAUAUCACUCUGCCUGUGGAAAAGGUUUCCUUAGUGGAUGAAGCUGACCAUGCUGAAGCCAUUGCAACGGACGAAACAACCAGCAAGGAUGAGAUUGAGAUCGCUGCGUCGAUAAAUGAUGUCAGUGCAGCUCCACAAGUUUUCUUUGGAGUUGUCGGGUCUGCUGAAGAUAUCACUCUGCCUGUGGAAAAGGUUACCUCACUGGAUGUACUCAAGCCUGCUGAAGCCAUUGCGACUGACGAAACACCUAUCACUGAUGAGAGUGACGUCAUUUCGUCCAUACAUAGUUUCAGUGCAGCCUCAGAAGUAUUAAUGGUAGGGGAAACGCCUUCCGAGGCUUAUAUCACUCUGCCUGUGGAAAAGCUUUCCUUACUCGAAGUACAUGGACCAGUAGAGGUUGUGGCUACAGGAGAAACUACUAACCUUGAUGAGGUUGAGAUCACUGCCUGCGCAUAUGAUGGCAGUGUCAUCACAGCAGAGGAAGCUUUGUCCGAGGAUACCGCCCUUCCUGUGGAUAACAUUGGCUCGCUAGAAGUACACCAGCCAACUAAGGCCGUCGCCUCAGAAGAAACAACCAACUUUGACGACGAGAAGAUUGCUGCAACCACAUGUGAUGGUAUUCCGGCAGUGCAAGGGCGCUCUCAGGAUAAGAUCACUCUGCCUGUAGAAAAGGUUUCCUCACUGGAUGUACACGAGCCAGCCAAGGCUGUGGCUACAAAAGAAACAACUUCCUCUGAUGACACAGUGGAGAGAAGCUUGUCCAGUAGAACCUUGAGGAAACGGAAGCGAGCCUCUGAAACAGCCAGUGAGGUGUCUGGCCAGGCCAGCGCGAGCUGCUCUGUGCACAAAGAUGUCGGCGAGCCAGCAAGGAAAUCAAAGCGCUGCUUGCUGAACAGUGGAGUUGAUGCAGCUGCCUCUACCUCCAAGGCUACCACUGCACCAGCCGUCCUAUCUGAAGGAGCUGAAGCUGCAGCCACAGACACGGCUGACAAUGAUACGAUCAAAAUCAAAGCCGAGGGUAUCCCAGCUCCAAACUCUGGUGCAGAGAGUCCAGACACCAUGGGGUACGUGCAUUACUACCUAAGCACGGCUUAUCAGCUCUUGUGUGGUGCCAUGAAGCGAGACCCAGCUGGUACCCUUCCUGCCGUGGAAAGCGUCAUCCAGCAGUCUCAGGUAAGAGGAGCAGUUAUGGUUGGUUAUUAUGGGUGAGACUAGUUCUGAAAAGACCUGUUGUUGCUGACUGGCGUUUCGUCAACCUGAGCUGAAGUCAUCUUCAGAGUCAAGUGAAUAGUGUUUGUCAGUCGAGGGUGUUGUAGGUCUGGUCCGUUAAAAGUGAAUGGUCCGUUUAGCCGUGAUGGUAUAGGAGAAUCUUUGUUUACAAUAUUUGCCUCAUUACCAUAAGCGAUACAGUUUCCGA
This is a messenger RNA of Orbicella faveolata, 7498 nucleotides long. RefSeq lists its product as uncharacterized. NCBI's taxonomy places the organism in Eukaryota, Metazoa, Cnidaria, Anthozoa, Scleractinia, Merulinidae. The record is from RefSeq and is a predicted model, not a curated record.